CCCCCCUCCCACCAACCCCCACCUUCGCGGCAAUGGCGGCCAUGGCGGCCAAGGCGGCUGCGGUGUCCCUGGACCGAGCCUCGGCCUUCGCCACCCCGGCGGCGGCGUUCCCGCGGCAGCUGCGGGUGCCCGCCGCGGCGCGCGGUGGGGUAAGCGUGCGGGCGCGGCGGCGGCGCGCGGUGGUGGUGGUGGCCGCGUCGUCGUCCGUGGCCGCGCCGGCGGCGAAAUCCGCGGAGGAGAUCGUGCUGCAGCCCAUCCGGGAGAUCUCCGGCGCCGUGCAGCUGCCCGGCUCCAAGUCGCUCUCCAACAGGAUCCUCCUGCUCUCGGCUCUCUCCGAGGGGACAACAGUGGUUGACAACUUGCUGAACAGUGAGGAUGUUCACUACAUGCUUGAGGCACUGAAAGCCCUUGGGCUGUCUGUGGAAGCAGAUAAAGUUGCAAAAAGGGCCAUAGUCGUUGGCUGUAGUGGCAAGUUUCCUGUUGAGAAGGAUGCGAAAGAGGAAGUGCAACUCUUCUUGGGGAAUGCUGGAACUGCAAUGCGGCCAUUGACAGCAGCUGUGACUGCUGCUGGUGGAAAUGCAACUUAUGUGCUUGAUGGAGUGCCACGGAUGAGGGAGAGACCGAUUGGUGACUUGGUUGUUGGUUUGAAACAACUCGGUGCUGAUGUUGACUGUUUCCUUGGCACUGACUGCCCGCCUGUUCGUGUGAAUGGAAUUGGAGGACUUCCUGGUGGCAAGGUGAAGCUCUCUGGUUCCAUCAGCAGUCAGUACUUGAGUGCAUUGCUGAUGGCUGCUCCUUUGGCCCUUGGGGAUGUGGAGAUUGAAAUCAUUGAUAAACUAAUCUCCAUUCCUUAUGUUGAAAUGACACUGAGAUUGAUGGAGCGUUUCGGCGUGACCGCAGAACAUUCUGAAAGUUGGGACAGAUUCUAUAUCAAGGGAGGGCAGAAGUACAAAUCUCCUGGAAAUGCCUAUGUGGAAGGUGAUGCCUCGAGUGCAAGCUAUUUCUUGGCUGGUGCUGCAAUCACUGGAGGCACUGUGACAGUUGAAGGUUGUGGCACAACCAGUUUACAGGGUGAUGUGAAAUUUGCUGAGGUACUUGAGAUGAUGGGAGCAAAGGUUACAUGGACCGAUACUAGUGUAACUGUUACCGGUCCACCACGUGAGCCCUAUGGGAAGAAACACCUGAAAGCUGUUGAUGUCAACAUGAACAAAAUGCCUGAUGUCGCCAUGACUCUUGCCGUUGUUGCGCUCUUUGCUGAUGGUCCGACUGCUAUCAGAGAUGUGGCUUCCUGGAGAGUAAAGGAAACCGAAAGGAUGGUCGCAAUUCGGACCGAGCUAACUAAGCUGGGAGCAUCGGUUGAAGAAGGGCCGGACUACUGCAUCAUCACCCCACCGGAGAAGCUGAACGUCACGGCAAUCGACACCUACGACGACCACAGGAUGGCCAUGGCCUUCUCCCUCGCUGCCUGCGCCGACGUGCCCGUGACGAUCAGAGACCCCGGUUGCACCCGCAAGACCUUCCCCAACUACUUCGACGUGCUAAGCACUUUCGUCAAGAACUAAAAGAGUCGAGACGAAUGUUGUCUAUCAGUUCAUAUGUUUGAGGAAACUUGUUUCUUAUUUUCACGAGAUGAGAUAUGAGUUUUGGGCUUGUAAUUCUAGUUUGUAGCAAGGCAGAGUGACACAAGUGAUGAAGAAUUGAGAUAAAAAUGAGAUGUAUGGUAUACCAAAUUCAUUUGACUCAAAGGAAUAAACUGGCCUUAAGCGAUUUCAGAUGUUA
Molecule: messenger RNA, 1779 nt
Organism: Oryza brachyantha (malo sina)
Lineage: Eukaryota; Viridiplantae; Streptophyta; Magnoliopsida; Poales; Poaceae
Product: 3-phosphoshikimate 1-carboxyvinyltransferase 2
Exons: 8
Coding region: 33-1562 (509 amino acids)
Biological process (GO): chorismate biosynthetic process; aromatic amino acid biosynthetic process
Molecular function (GO): 3-phosphoshikimate 1-carboxyvinyltransferase activity
Source: RefSeq, a predicted model, not a curated record